This is a messenger RNA of Durusdinium trenchii, 1342 nucleotides long. The record is from the annotation of a GenBank genome assembly. NCBI's taxonomy places the organism in Eukaryota, Dinophyceae, Suessiales, Symbiodiniaceae.
GGCGUACCUGGCUCAAGGCAAUAAGUCGCAGUCAAGUUUCACCGUUGCGCUUGCCGACAGAUGCUUCGCAAAGAGCAGACCGUCGGUGGUGCAGGUUUGGAUUGGGGGAAGCUCGUCUUCGGCACACGAGUGGACACACAUGGCUUCAUCAAGCACGUGUGGCGAGAUGGACAAUGGGAUGAAGGUGAGAUGGUUGAAGAGCCGUAUGUGAAAAUGCAUGUUUUGGCGAACGUUUUCCACUACGGGCAGGCGAUCUUUGAGGGGCAGAAGGCCUUUCACUGUAAAGACGGGAAAGUUCGAAUCUUCAACGACAGGAUGAACCAUGUCAGGAUGAGCAGAGGCGCUGAACGAAUGGGAAUGCCCACCAUGCCAGCAGAGAUGUUCCAAGCAGCAUUGACCCGCGUGGUGAAGGCGAACUUGGACUUUGUUCCGCCCUAUGGAAGCGGUGCUUCGCUUUAUCUUCGUCCAUUUAUGGUUGGAAGCGGGCCACAGCUAGGCCUGGGUGCCAGCUCUGAGUAUACCUUCAUGGUAGUUGCGUCUCCGGUCGGGCCAUACUACGGCUCGGCUGUCCCUGCCACUGUCGUUGAAGAUUAUGACCGGGCAGCACCAAUGGGUGUUGGCGCAGUAAAGUGUGCAGGAAACUACGCAGCAGAUAUUGUGCCUGCCGCCAGGGCUAAGAAGCAGGGAUUUCCCAUUUGCCUUUACCUUGAUGCCAAGGAGCACCGCUACGUCGAGGAGUUCAGUACAUCCAAUUUUGUUGCCAUCACCAAGUCAAAUGUCUACUUGACACCAGACUCCCAAUCAGUCUUGGAUUCGGUGACGAAUAGUUGUCUCGAGAAGUUGGCCGCAGACAUGGGCUUGACAGUUGAGCGGCGUCGCAUUGAUUUCGAUGCAGAGGUCGCAAGUUUCAAAGAGGUCGGGGCAGUUGGCACAGGAGUUGUGAUCACCGUCGUCCAGUCCAUUCAACAGGGCGACAAAGUCCACAACUUCGAACAGCCAUCAGAAGUUCUCACCAAACUGUACAACAAGCUUCGGGCCAUCCAGACUGGUGAUGAACCUGACCCACAUGGUUGGAUGCGUGAGGUGGCGUAGUCACACGUAGUCGCCUAAAGGCCCCUGGGGCCUAGGCGGCCUAGCUCCUAUCCAGGUGGCUUGGUGACCUUGGCCACCAAGUUGAAAGUGUUUUGUUCAAGACAAGUUUCCAAUAGUGCUGUGCUGGAAGUGUUAGCAAAAAUAAAUAUCAUUAUUGGACUGUGUUUUUUUCUCCUAGCUGGAAGUGAUGAAGCGGCGCUCUGGUCCAGAAGCCAGUCGACUUUGCUGGCCCUUGCAUCGUGACGGCAUG